Molecule: messenger RNA, 1487 nt
Organism: Fomitopsis serialis
Lineage: Eukaryota; Fungi; Basidiomycota; Agaricomycetes; Polyporales; Fomitopsidaceae
Product: pheromone A receptor-domain-containing protein
Exons: 6
Coding region: 179-1333 (384 amino acids)
Biological process (GO): G protein-coupled receptor signaling pathway
Cellular component (GO): membrane
Molecular function (GO): mating-type a-factor pheromone receptor activity
Source: RefSeq, a predicted model, not a curated record
UGGACGCCUUUUGUCCUCUUCCUCCACCCCAUUAUGGAUUUACACUCUCCCUUUGUUCGCCCUUCCUGCCCAGCGGCAACUCGUGCGUGCACUUCUGCUACGAGGAUGCCCCAGAACAUACUAUAUGCACUUUCAGCCUCUCUUUGCCCUCGCCCGCUAGUACCCCAUCGACUCCCUGAUGCAUCCCGAGCUGCCCUAUCUUGCCUUCAUCGCCGCCUCCCUUGUCUUGGUUCCUCUCCCUUGGCACUGGCGAGCCCGUAAUGUUGCCACACUCUCGAUUAUUGCGUGGCUGUUUGUCGUGAAUACGAUCUAUGGCGUCGACGCUGUCAUCUGGGCGGACAAUGUAGACAUCGUCAUUCCCGUCUGGUGCGACAUCACGACGAAGAUUCUAAUUGGUGCAAAUAUGGCAUUACCUGCUGCCUGCAUGUGCAUUUGUAUCCACCUCGAACAAGUCGCGUCUCUCCGCGAUGCGAGGAUAUCAACUGCCACCAAGCAAAGGAGGCAGGUCUUCGAGGGCCUCAUUUGUUUCGGUCUGCCUGCGGUUUGGAUGGCUCUUCACUACGUCGUCCAAGGACACCGUUUCGACAUCAUUGAAGGCUACGGUUGCCGACCCAGUACAUACGUCUCCGUCCCCUCCAUGCUUCUCCUCUGGGUCCCGCCACUCAUCCUCUCCGCUAUCUCCUUUGUCUUCGCCGCCCUCGCGCUACACCACUUCAUCCAGCGCCGCCUCACCUUCGCCAAGCACCUCGCCAACUCACGAAGCGGGCUCACCACCUCGCGCCUCCGCCCGUGGACGAGCUUCGCGGACGUGCACUGGGGCUUCUCCGCGAUCGACCAGUAUGCCAUGUUCGGGACGCCGCAGCUGGCGCUCACGUAUUACUACGUGAUUUGGCUGAUCGUGCCGGUGUCGUCGUUCGUGUUCUUUGCGUUCUUUGCGUUCGGACGUGAUGCGGUGAUGGAGUAUGGUGCCUGCGUUGCAUGGGUACGGAGAGUCAUGCUUAGGCAGAGGCAGACCGACCGCAAGGCUCCUUCUGACUUUGUUUCUCUUCCUUCGGCAAGGAUGCCCACGAGUCCUUUCUCGAAGUUCUCCAGCUCAUCAAAGAGCACCUUCCCCACAAGCGAACCAACUACGCCUAUCUCUGCGGAGAAGAACGCCAGCUUCUUUGAGAACCGAAACCCUCCUACGUUGCCACCUUUGUGCCAUUCCCUUGGCAACAGUUUCACUUGCCCCGACAGGCCGUAUUCGUACACUUCGUUUGUUCGCUCUUCCUCGCGCCCGUCUCCACCGUCUGUUCAAUUUUCUGGCCGUGGUUCGGUUAGACAUGCUCUCUGAUUACCUCUGGCUCAUAUCGUCCUGGUCUUCUCUGUGCGCCGCCACACAGAUUCCUCAAUGGCUGCUCUCGUUCGAUGUACAGAUUCCCUCGCUGUAACACAACUCGCUGUAUCUAUAACUUCGCCUCGAACUUGAUAUAUGGGCUUCACCGUCA